Messenger RNA from Aspergillus japonicus CBS 114.51, 537 nucleotides. RefSeq lists its product as uncharacterized. The transcript has a single exon. The record is from RefSeq and is a predicted model, not a curated record. NCBI's taxonomy places the organism in Eukaryota, Fungi, Ascomycota, Eurotiomycetes, Eurotiales, Aspergillaceae. The coding region runs from base 107 to 439 and encodes 110 amino acids.
AUGUUCCAUUUAACCAAGAUUUAAGACAAUUUAACCCCUCGUUCCUGGAGCAUUGUUUUGACUUGCACAUUACGGAGCACUUGCCUGUUCUCUCUCUCUCCCUCCAAUGCAAGGCCGCGACCACAAGGGGAGAAAUGAUGAUGACAUCCCCAUCAUGGAUCGCUAUCGCUGGUACGAUACUGGUACGAUACGGAACAGAUACGGGACCGCCCGCAGUCACUCUACCCCAUUGCGGGUAGAGAUCGUGUAUCGGCUCCGUCUGGCGCGUAUGACUCCCUCCUUCACGGGACCCGCGUUCCAAAACACAGUCAAAUGCCAGGCGCUUAUCUCCACGCUUGUUCUUCUCACCUCCUUCGUCACCCUCUCCUCCUCCUCCUUCUUCCUCCUGCGUGGAAUCCUCCUACCUCCGGACCAUCCCCUCCGAAUCUUGACACAUUGAUUUAGUCCUCACGUCUUACUUUAGCGUUUGAAUUCUCCCAAGCAAUGCGUGUCUCAGCUCAUCCGGAUCUUGUCUCCGAUCUGAAGGUCUGCAAUGUU